CAGAAACAGUAGCUUUUCUUUUAAUGCUUGAUGCAUAUCGUGAAAAUCAAACUUAUCUAUUUGUGUUUAUUUUAUAAAAUAAUACAUCAGUGCUAUCCAUAUGUCGUUAUUCAUUGACUCCCUUGGUGAUGACGAUCUGCUGGCAAAUUUGGACCUCCCGCCUCCUGCGAAAAAGUUGUCUACAGCAGAACCGGAAUCUAGCAAUUCCAGUACAGUUAUUCAACAGCAACCAAAAAUCAACAAAGGUAAUUGCGUUCUCGUGAAUCCAAAACAGCGAGGCAAUCCGCUGCUUAAAUCCAUUCAAAACAUACCCUGGGAGUACGAUGAUAUCGUUCCGGAUUACGUGGUCGGGGCUACUACCUGUAUUUUGUACAUAUCGUUGCGUUAUCACAACCUGAACCCGGACUAUAUUCACGGACGUCUGAAACAGCUAGGGAAAAUGUACGAGCUUCGAGUGCUACUGGUACAAAUCGAUAUUCAAGAACCACACAACGCUUUGAAGCAUCUGACACGAAUAUGUUUGCUAGCGGAUUUGACACUAAUGCUGGCUUGGAACGCAGAGGAGGCGGGUAAGAUUGUCGAAACAUAUAAAAUGUUCGAAAACAAACCACCAGACCUGAUCAUGGAGCGAGCGGAGCAGUUUCCCUACCAGAAGUUGGUUAGUGCGCUAACGAAUAUCAAACCCGUAAACAAAACCGAUGCGAUGACGUUGAUACAGAACUACGGUACAUUGGCUAAUAUGAUAAAUAGCAGCGAGGAAAAAUUGUCGCUUUGUGCCGGAUUAGGCCCGCGGAAAGCUAAAAAACUGUAUAAAACGUUCAACGAGAACUUUUUGAAGUAGUAACUUUGGUUUAGCUAUUCGUUUUUGAAAUGCAUAUUUAGGUUAUUAAAAACUCAA
Molecule: messenger RNA, 898 nt
Organism: Sabethes cyaneus
Lineage: Eukaryota; Metazoa; Arthropoda; Insecta; Diptera; Culicidae
Gene: Ercc1
Product: DNA excision repair protein ERCC-1
Exons: 3
Coding region: 101-841 (246 amino acids)
Biological process (GO): meiotic mismatch repair; UV-damage excision repair; nucleotide-excision repair
Cellular component (GO): ERCC4-ERCC1 complex; nucleotide-excision repair factor 1 complex; nucleus
Molecular function (GO): damaged DNA binding; single-stranded DNA binding
Source: RefSeq, a predicted model, not a curated record